Messenger RNA from Adineta steineri, 2214 nucleotides. The record is from the annotation of a GenBank genome assembly. NCBI's taxonomy places the organism in Eukaryota, Metazoa, Rotifera, Eurotatoria, Adinetida, Adinetidae.
AUGACAACAAGAGUACAAACAACUUCAGGGGGCAAACCAUCAACGUUGGAUGUUGAUUAUGCUGCAGCCGAAAUUCUUGCUAUCAAUGCCUGCCAUUAUGUUCGUUUUGCUCAAGACAAACCAGUCUUAAAAUUGUAUAACUUUUAUUAUUCAAUCUAUUGGUAUUGGAUAGUAUGGUUUGCUGAUGUUGCUUUACUUAUAUUACCUUGUAUUGAGCGACCAGCUUAUUUUACGUCAGUACCUACAUGGGUUGCAUUGAUUUUUGAGAUCCUUGCUUUAUCCAUACUUCUUGCAUCGUUUAUAAUAUCAAUGCAUUUACAAAAUAAACGAAAAUUAUUACACGAAGCGGUUUAUCCAUAUGUAUUUUCAGUCGUUUUUAUUUUAUCAAUUAUUGAUAUGAUUAUUUAUUAUAUAUUAAUAUCAAAUACUCAUCGAUAUAUUCGAUGGUCACGACCACUUCGUGUUCUUUUUCCAUUCGCAUUACAAACUGGUCAAAAUAUUCGUCGUGUUAUACGAAAUAUUCUACGAACAUUACCAAACAUAGCCAAUGUUAUGUUUCUUUUCUUACUUUCAGUAUUAACAUUUACUCUACUCGGUGUUGGUAUUUUAAAAAAUAAAAAACUAACAUAUCCAAAUGGAAAUGAAUAUUUUACAUAUUAUCUUGAUACAGCUUGGGAUUUAUAUGUACUUACAACAACAGCAAAUAAUCCAGAUGUUAUGAUGCCAGCAUUUAAUAAUAGUAUACUAUAUGUGAUUUUUUUUAUGGCUUAUCUAUUAGUCAAUCUAUAUUUAUUCAUGAAUUUACUUUUGGCUGUUAUUUUUUCCAAUUAUAAACAACAAUUACAGGAAGAACAACAAGUAAUUCGUAAACGUCAAUUAGAUACUGUUCUGGUUAUAUUUGAACGUUUAUCAUCGGAUAGUUCAGCGAAUCGUAUAUCCUAUGAAACUUAUACUCGUUUAAUGCAUGCUAUUAAAUCUGAUAUUACAGAUAAUAUAGUAGAAGCUUAUUGGAAAACAUUAAAUAUUCCUAAUAAUGAAGAUGGAUUAAGUUUAACAAAAUUUACUGAAUUAUUAUUUAAUCUUAAUUUUGAUUUGAGACAACGAAGUUCUGAACAAACAAUUCUUCAAAAAAAAUGUCCAUCGAUAUAUAAUUCGAAACCAAGUCGAGUUAUUAUUGAUUUUGUUAAUACCGGUCUUUUUCGAGCUAUUAUCAAUUUAUUAAUUAUUGCAAAUGCUAUAUGUUUAGCAGCAAGUUAUAAUGAUUUAGAAUGGUUCUUUUUAGCUUCAUUUGUUGUUGAAGCUCUAUUAAAAAUGUAUGCAAUUGGUGUAAAAGAAUAUUUCCAUCAUCGAUGGAAUAUUUUUGAUUUUACAAUUGUGUUUGUAUCAACAACUUAUAGUCUUCUAGCAGCUUUUGUUACAAAUUUAAGCCUUAAUAAAGAUGUUCUCGAUGCAAUUUUAGUUAUUCGUAUAUUACGUCUUGUUAAACUUGUUGGAAAUAUUGAAAGAUUUAAAGUUAUUUUUGGAACAUUUUCAAAAGUUAUACCAACAUUGAUAACUUAUCUUCGAGUUAUGUUUGUAGGGAUGGAAAUAUUUCAAUAUAGAAUAUCUUAUAUAGAUGCAAAUACAACAUUAGCUUUAGCUUGUAAUGAUACUCGACUUAUUAAUUCAGAAUUUGCUCGAAGUCAAUAUUGUCGAAAUAAUUUUAAUGAUUAUUUUUCAUCAUUGAUUGUUCUUUUUGAAUUAACUGUUGUUAAUCAAUGGCAUGUAUUGGCGUCUGGUUUUGUUUUGGUGACAACGAAAGUGGCACGUCUUUUCUUUCUUGCGUUUCAUUUAAAUGCUGUUAUUGUAGUACUCAAUAUAUUUACUGCUUUUGUUAUUGAUUCAUUUCUUAAUCAGUAUAUAUUAUCACAAAGUAAAAAAUUUCCUUGGGUUGAACAAGAAAAUAUUAUUGCGGAAAGAUUGACAGAACAAGGUUAUCGAAUUAUUCGAAGAUUUGAAAAAGAAAAUAAAUCAGAAGAAGAAGAAGCAGUAGCUAAGAAAAAAUUCAAUUUAAAAAAAUCGUUACAUAAUUUUGUACAACCAUCGAUUUAUCGUCGUAUGACAGUUGUUCUUCAAUCCAUGGGUGAAGACGAACGUGCUCUACUUCUUCGUUGGUCGGGUAAUGUCGACCUUGAUCCAGAUGCUUUGUUACAUUUAACUGACAAUACAUCUUAA